Messenger RNA from Saccostrea echinata, 1162 nucleotides. RefSeq lists its product as uncharacterized. NCBI's taxonomy places the organism in Eukaryota, Metazoa, Mollusca, Bivalvia, Ostreida, Ostreidae. The transcript has 9 exons. The coding region runs from base 70 to 1104 and encodes 344 amino acids. The record is from RefSeq and is a predicted model, not a curated record.
CUGGAGAUAUGUGGUAUCCUGCUCUUGCGACACAAAAUAGUAAUAAGUGUGAGACAUCUGAAAAGGAUAAUGGCAAUGAUGGGACUUAAAAGACGGAUGCUGCAAAACACUGUUGAGGCAUCUUGUGUUAUCAUGGAAGAACUGCAGGGAAGUGGUUCUUCUCUUGGAUGUCGUGGAUUACAGCGUCGUCUUUUAUCACAUCAUGGACUUGUGGUUUCAAGAGAACAAGUUUUAGCCAUUCAAAAGGAAUUGGACCCUAUUGGUGUUUUGGAAAGAAAACAGAGGCGUCUAAAGAGAAGAGUAUAUCAUAACAAAGGACCUAAUUAUCUUUUACAUGUGGAUGGGUAUGAUAAGCUUAAGAGGUUUGGAUUUGCUAUUCAUGGAUGUGUUUGUGGAUUUUCAAGGCGUGUGUUGUGGCUAAAAGUAGGCAGAUCAAACAAUGAUCCCAGGGUGAUCGCUUCAUAUUUUUUGGAUUUUUUAAAAGAAAUUAAAGGAGUUCCUAGGUGUAUCAGAUCAGAUGAAGGAACAGAAAACUGUAUCAUAGCUGAUUUUCAACGGGCCUUUCGGUGGUACCAUGAUGAUGAUAUGGCUGGGGAGAGAAGUUUUCUAACAGGAUCAUCACCUUCAAAUCAAAGAAUAGAACGAUGGUGGUUGUCAAACAAACAAGGUGGUGGACAAUUCUGGAUUGAGUUUUUUAGCAAUUUAGAGCACAUAGGAAAGUUUUCCACCACAAACCAUGUUCAACUGGAAUGUCUGCGAUUCUGUUUCACAAAACUUGUUCAAGAUGAUCUAAAUAAAUGUGCUCAAGAGUGGAAUCAACACAGAAUUCGACACACAAAGUCUGCAGGACUGCCUGGUGGAAAACCAGAUUUGAUGUAUUAUCUUCCAGAGUUAUAUGAUACACACAAUUUUAAGAUGGAGAUAGACAUUGCUGAUGUGGAUGCAGCUGAAGAAUUCUGCAUUCGCCAAAGUGCUUUUGGAUGUUUACCAGACUUUGAAGAGGAAUGUAAAAACAUUAUACUUGAAAAUUCCCUGUUGUUGCCAACAAAUUAUAGUGAAGCACUUGCUUUGUAUGAAUGGCUCAUAUCUUACUUAAAUGCUUGAAUAUGAUAUAAUUUUUUGCUGAUGAACACCAUUUAAUUAUCCAGCACAUGGCUGUAUG